Molecule: messenger RNA, 1164 nt
Organism: Galdieria sulphuraria
Lineage: Eukaryota; Rhodophyta; Bangiophyceae; Galdieriales; Galdieriaceae
Product: mRNA splicing factor (ISS)
Exons: 2
Coding region: 14-1129 (371 amino acids)
Biological process (GO): spliceosomal tri-snRNP complex assembly
Source: RefSeq, a predicted model, not a curated record
CACAAGUAACGUCAUGCGUUCCGGCAUAUUUUUUGAAGCUUUCUCUCGUCAACUGAUUAUAUUUGGUUGGGACUCCGAUGAGGAGUGCUUCCGGUUAGUGGAGAUAGUUGAUAACACAGAAUUGUGGCGUCAGUCCCAGUUCAACGUUCACCUGGCCCUUGUACCACCUGAAGCUGACAGAGAGUGGAAGCGUCAGUCCAGCUAUUUAACAAAAGAAUUGUUGCACAAGUUGAACCUGAAAGUCUUUUCCCAAGUUCAGCCAGGACAAGUUGACGAACUUUAUGGAAGUUUGGCAAACGACAGCAAUAGUGUUGCUGGUUACACUUCGAAUACUGUCAGAACUCCCAUUUUUACUCCCACACCUUCGGAAAGAAGAGCAAGCAAUCACUCAACUCCCGAAGAAAUAACGAAAUUUAAUAUGGACGCAACACAACGACUAGAUACUUUGUUAGAACACUACCGUAAUCUGGCAAAUGAUUGUGAAGAACAUGAUUAUGCGGACAAAUACUUGUGGAGAGAAGAAUAUUUAUUACUAGGUGAACAACAAGUCUCUUUUAUAUUAUUUAUGCUGCUCUUCUCUCUUCCAGGUUUGGAACAGUGGAAGAAAUUAACUGACUUGCUGUGUUCUUGCGAUGACAUGUUGUUUUCUCGUGCACAUUUGUUCUCUAUUUUCACUAGGAACCUUCGUUUUCAACUAGAAGCGGCACCAUGUGAUCUUUUUACGGAUGAACUUUCGGUUGACAACUUUCUUCGUGGCUCUCUUGAGAAACUCUUUGAUGUUGCUGAUGAGACGUCGUCACUUGAUGCAUCGUUGAAAAAACAUAUAGAAAAGCUAAAGGAUAUGGUCAUAGCUAACUUUGGAUGGUGUUUUCGAGAGGGCAAAACAUUUUUUUCGAUGGAUGACAAUUUAGAGGACGAGCCAACUUAUGUUCCUUAUGAGAAGUGUGCGACAUAUUUGUCAAAUGACUCAGAAGUUCAACCAGAUGGAAAAAGUUCGACAGAAUCGCUUUCUAAAACCAUGAGCCGAACCUUCAACGAAAUAAGAUCAGUUGAAAGCAGUGACUUCCAGUCCCGUAAGCAAAAUCUACAAAAGGCAUUGGACUCUGUCAAUCCUCAUAUAUUACCUUGAGAAAUCUCUUUUCAAUCUCAAGCAAAAUGUUUAUU